Molecule: messenger RNA, 1508 nt
Organism: Branchiostoma belcheri (Belcher's lancelet)
Lineage: Eukaryota; Metazoa; Chordata; Leptocardii; Amphioxiformes; Branchiostomatidae
Product: ectonucleotide pyrophosphatase/phosphodiesterase family member 5-like
Exons: 6
Coding region: 58-1500 (480 amino acids)
Source: RefSeq, a predicted model, not a curated record
UCGGUGAUAAGCUAGUACUGAAGUAGCUGUGUAUGUGCGUGUGUGUGUGUCUCUAACAUGGCGUCCGCUCGUGUGUUUGUGGCCGUGUUUGUUCUGCUGAUGUUGGGCGGACGGACAGGGUCUGUCCAUGACGGGCCGCUCCUGCUGCUGGUCUCGUUUGACGGGUUCCGGUACGACUACCUGGACAGGAGUCCGGACAGGGUGCAGCUGCCCUGCCUCAGCUACCUUAUACAGACAGGUGUACGUGCGAAGUGGGUCCACAACACUUUCGUCACCUUCACGUUCCCGAACCACUUCAGCCUGGUGACGGGGCUGCACGCCGAGAGUCACGGGAUAGUGGCCAACAACAUGUACGAUCCGGACCUGAACGAACAGUUCCACAUGUACAAGAACAACGAGCCCAGGUGGUGGGACGGGGCUGAGCCCAUCUGGAUAACCAACCAGAGACAUGGGGGCAGGAGCGGCGUUUUAAACUGGCCGGGCAUGGAGGUGAGGUUCAACGGCAGUCUACCAUUCAGAAGUCUUUCCGAGUUCAACGACUCCAUUCCUUACGAGCAUCGGAUAGAGACGAUGAUCGAGUGGUUCACAGACGAAGAAAACCCGAUAAACCUGGGCGUGCUGUACUUCGAGGAACCGGAUGAAGUCGGGCACCUCUACGGGCCGGAUUCACCGGAGUUGGACCGAGCUUUGGAGAUGAUAGAUCGGACGGUUGAGUACCUCGUCGAGCUGUUACAAUCAGCUGGGCUGUUUGAAAGAAUGAACUUGAUCAUCACCAGUGAUCACGGGAUGGCGGAGACGUCAGAGGACCGAGUGAUUGAGCUGGACCGUUACCUGGACCCCAGUACUUACCUGUGGGUGGAUACAACACCUGUAACAGCCAUCUGGCCUCUCGCACACGGAGUGGACAGAGAGUACAUCUUCGCUGCAUUAGAUGAUGCCCAUCCUCACCUGAAGGUGUACUACAAGGAGGACAUCCCUGCCCAGUACCACUACAGACACAACCGGAGGAUCAUGCCUGUCAUCGCAGUGGCAGAUCCUGGAUGGACUAUCGUACAGAACAUCAGCACUGCUAACAUUAUUAAAGGUAACCAUGGUUACAACAACAGCUACCUUCCCAUGAACCCCCUCUUCGUGGCCCACGGACCAGCCUUCCGCACCAACCUCCUGUCUGAACCCUUCAACAACGUGGACAUCUACCCGCUCAUGUGUCACAUCCUGGCCAUCGAACCUCUGCCGAACAACGGCUCCAUCGAGAACACAGCCUCCAUCGUGGAGAUGAAGAGAUGGUGGUCCCCGUCACCGAGGUCCAUGUCUGGGAUUGCGGGCACACUUGGUUUGUUGUUGAUGCUGGUGGGCUGUAUCGCUGGGUGUGGGUACUACUCCCAGAAAAGAGAACAGCCACCCGGCAGACACUUCCACUACUCCGUCAUCGGGUACGAGAUGGAAGACUACAGCCUCGGAGAACCGUUAGUAGACGCCAAAAGAGACAGGGAAGUCUAGGGAAGUAU